UACUAUAUAGAGAGAGAGAGAGAGAGAGAGGUAUUUAAGAGACGAAAGGGAAAGAAAAGACGAGAAGGCCAAAGGGAAAGGGGAAAAGACGAUUAGGGAUUGAUUGAAAGAUUAUUAUGGGGAGAAAAAGACGGUACUACAAAUAUGGGGAUGCGAGGACGAAGAUCGAUACGAUGAACACACUAAUCAACAAAUUGGAAUUGGAAUUGGAGGAGGAGGAGAAGAAGAAAAAUAAUAAAUUGGAAUUGGCGAAUCUGAUAUAUGAGAUACGCGAACAACUCGAAAUAGUCGCGGCGGAGAAGAAGCGGAUCAAUCGUAGGCUUUUCAUUAAGGCCGUCGAUCGACGUAAACGCCUCGUAUAUGAUCGAGAUUCCACAUCCAGUGAACUUCGUAAUUGCAAAAAAGCCCGAUUUCUUAAUAAAUCAGCCAAAAUUGCAUUAGGUUACUAUCGCAGAACAAAUCUGCCGCACAACAAUGGUCGGUGGUGGACGUUAUCAGAGCAACCGAAUCUCCGUGCAGGGCCGGCUAUAUAUUGUGUUCGACGUUUACCGCCACACUUAAUUCUGAGGAACAAGUCAAAACUUUUGAAACAAUGAUUUACUUCGGAAUCGAUCGAACUGAAGUCAGAUCUGUUCGAAUUGUUACAGGCUAUUCUAGUUCAGAACAUUCUUCUAGUUCAGAAGAGGAAGAUUGUUAAGUUGUGUUGCUUUUCAUCUAAUCGGGUUGUGACUACAUUUAUGUUUCUGCAUUCGGUUUGUGAACUAUUUCAUACUUCGAUCAACUGUAUUAUUAAUUGAGAGAGCAGCUUGUAUCUUUAGUUUUUUCCAUUUAUAUGGUUAGUUGUAUAUGAAUUUCUCUGUUAUACUA
Molecule: messenger RNA, 867 nt
Organism: Erythranthe guttata (spotted monkey flower)
Lineage: Eukaryota; Viridiplantae; Streptophyta; Magnoliopsida; Lamiales; Phrymaceae
Source: RefSeq, a predicted model, not a curated record